This is a messenger RNA of Triticum dicoccoides, 534 nucleotides long. RefSeq names its product zingiberene synthase-like. Gene Ontology annotation, biological process: terpenoid biosynthetic process. The record is from RefSeq and is a predicted model, not a curated record. NCBI's taxonomy places the organism in Eukaryota, Viridiplantae, Streptophyta, Magnoliopsida, Poales, Poaceae. The transcript has 4 exons. The coding region runs from base 1 to 534 and encodes 177 amino acids. Gene Ontology annotation, molecular function: terpene synthase activity.
AUGGCAACUUUUCACCCGACUUUGUGGGGAGAUUACUUCCUUACACACCAGCCACAAUCUUCAGGGCAGCAACCUCAGAUGAGAGAAAGAAUGGAAGUUUUAUUGGAGAAAUUGGUUUCACUUCGAUUUUAUCUUUUGCGGAAAAAUAGAUAUGAUGUCUCAUCUGAUGUAUUCAAUAAAUUUCAAGACAAACAAGGAGAUUUCUUUCAAUCAGAUACAAAUAGUUUAUUGAGCUUAUAUAGUGCAGCGCAUAUGAGGACCAAGGGAGAGAAAGUACUUGACAAGGCAAUCUAUUUCACUAAAAAACACCUCCUUGGCGCGUUAGAACAUUUGGAAUCACCAUGUGUAGAGGAAGUGUAUUUUGCUCUUCUUACACCUCCUUUUAGAAGGGUUAGGAUAUUAGAAGCAAGAAGCUACAUACCUUGUUAUGAAAAAGAGCCUACACGAAAUGAAGCCAUAUUGGAGCUUGCAAAAUUGAAUUUUAAUAUUCUGCAACUUCUUUUCUGUGGGGAGUUAAAGGAGGUCACCUUGUAA